Molecule: messenger RNA, 512 nt
Organism: Populus nigra (black poplar)
Lineage: Eukaryota; Viridiplantae; Streptophyta; Magnoliopsida; Malpighiales; Salicaceae
Exons: 3
Coding region: 76-336 (86 amino acids)
Source: RefSeq, a predicted model, not a curated record
AUCUAGCUUAUUUCUUGAAGUUCGAGGAGGAAAUUAAACCAUCAAUUUUGCAGUAGCAAAAGCAAAUACCUUCAUAUGGGGCGUUGGAUGAAACCAGAGGUCUACCCGCUACUAGCUGCGAUGACCUGUGUAACAAGUUUGUGCAUCUUUCAGCUUACAAGGAACGUUUUCAUGAACCCUGAUGUCAGGGUCAACAAAGCAAACCGUGGCAUGGGAGUGCUAGAAAACAAAGAGGAAGGGGAGAAGUAUGCAGAACAUGGCCUGCGCAAAUUCCUGAGAACUCGCCGACCUGAGAUCAUGCCAACCAUCAACCACUUCUUCUCUGAAGAUAAAUAAAUAAAUAUACUGAUAAUUAUGUAUAAACCCCCUGAAGCUAUAUCUGAUAAAUAUUACAGCUAGCUAGCUAGCAACUUGUUUUGUUUUUAAUGAUUUAUAAAGUGUGUGAAAUGAGUCUGUGGUCGUUUUAAAUGUUAUAAUACAUAGCGAGACUGGAACUUGCUUCAUUUGCUAGA